AUGACAAUGGAUCAAGGUGACAAUGAAGACCACACGAACACGUUCAAUAAAUAUGCUUUUGCUUGUUCCGUUGUUGCUUCAAUUGUAUCCAUCGUUUCUGGUUAUGAUACCGGCGUUAUGAGCGGAGCAUUGAUAUUCAUAAAAGAGGACUUGGGGAUCAGCGACGAACAACAAGAGAUUAUUGCAGGAAUCUUAAACGUAUGUGCAUUAGUAGGAUCUUUAACAGCAGGAAGAACUUCUGAUUACAUUGGUCGACGAUACACAAUUUUCUUAGCCUCUAUGCUCUUCAUGCUCGGUGCAGUUCUAAUGGGGUAUGGCCCAAACUAUGUAGUUUUAUUCAUUGGAAGAUGUGUUUGUGGUUUAGGUGUUGGUUUUGCACUUAUGAUAGGACCGGUUUACUCCGCUGAAAUUUCAUCUGCAGCAUCAAGAGGUUUUUUAACCUCUUUACCUGAGGUUUGUAUUGGCCUCGGAAUCUUAUUAGGUUAUGUAUCAAAUUAUUUCUUGGGAAGACAUUUGAGUUUGAAACUUGGUUGGAGAAUAAUGCUUGGUAUUGCAGCUAUUCCUUCAAUUGUAGUAGCUUUUGGUAUUUUAGCAAUGCCAGAAUCACCAAGGUGGUUGGUUAUGCAAGGUCAACUAGGAAAAGCUAAAAAAGUUUUGUUACAAGUUUCAAACACAACAGAAGAAGCUGAACAUCGUUUCAAGGAUAUUAAAAUCGCAGCUGGUAUAGACGAGAAUUGCAACGAUGAAGUUGUGAAAUUAACUCAAAAGUCCAGCCAAGGUCAAGGUGUUUGGAAAGAGUUGAUUCUAAGACCAACACCUCCUGUACGUUGGAUGUUAAUCGCUGCUGUUGGGAUUCAUUUUUUCGAACAUGCAACCGGAAUCGAAGCUGUUAUGUUAUAUAGUCCAAGAAUUUUUAAGAAAGCUGGUGUUACUAGUAAAGAUAAGCUUUUACUUGCAACUAUUGGAGUUGGAUUAACAAAGGUUAUUUUUCUUAUAAGUGCUUUGUUUAUGCUAGACAAAGUUGGUAGAAGAAGAUUAUUGCAGGUAAGUGUUGCAGGAAUGGUUGUUGGGCUUACAACAUUGGGCUUUAGCUUGACUAUGGUGGAACAGGCCCAUGAAAAGGUUUCAUGGGCUUUGACACUUAGUAUCCUGGCAACAUAUUUUUAUGUUGCUUUCUUUAAUAUGGGACUUGCACCUGUGACUUGGGUUUAUAGUUCAGAGAUUUUUCCUUUGAGGUUAAGGGCACAAGGGGCAAGUAUUUGUGUUGCUGUGAAUAGGAGCAUGAAUGCUCUUGUUUCAAUGACUUUUAUUUCUAUCUAUAAAGCAAUCACAAUAGGUGGAAGCUUUUUCAUGUUUGCUGGUAUAUCUUUAAUUGCUUGGUUUUUCUUCUAUUUUUUCCUUCCUGAAACUAAGGGUAAGGCCUUAGAGGAGAUGGAGAUGCUUUUCACAAAAAAAUCUAAAGGUAAAAAUGUAGCAAUGGUUAAUGAUCCAACACAAAGUGUCUAA
Lathyrus sativus (Indian pea) is the source of this 1506-nucleotide messenger RNA. The record is from the annotation of a GenBank genome assembly. NCBI's taxonomy places the organism in Eukaryota, Viridiplantae, Streptophyta, Magnoliopsida, Fabales, Fabaceae.